AUGCUGGAUCAUACGCUGUCUAGAAUAAAGGGGCUGCGAGAGCACGCCCACCCUCUUGCCGGCUGCGGCGGACGGGGGUGGGGAGGGGGGAGGGCGGAGAGGAAGGGCGCGGCCCCCGUCCGGGCAGCCGGCGACCGCGCGACCCGCUGCGGACCGGGCCCCGCCAGCCGCCCGCGGCCCCAGCUGGCCCCAGCUGAUUGCGGGCACGUGACACCGCGGGCCAAUCGGGAGGGGCCGACCGAGCGCGGCGCGGCCUCCUCCCGCACCACAAACACGGGCCGGAAACAGCUGAGCGGGCGGCGGCGCGGGGUCCUGGCCGGCCCGCCGCAGCCCGGGACGCCCGACGGCCGCCCAACAGCCCCACCCCGAUCUCCUCCAGGACGGCGGGGCCGCAAGCUCACUCCUGGGGCCAGCCCCGGCGCUGGGACCCGCCCAGAGGGGUCGAAGGCGGCCGUGCUAGGACCCCAAGGGGAGCGCGGCGAGGAAGAGGCACUUCCUGCCUCUGUCCCCCUCUUCAGGCCGAUUCCCGAAUGCUUCGAAGCCGUCGACCCGGAGGGCUCCUCAGCCUCCACCGGGUUCCGAGCCCAGCCCCCGCCGACCGCACUCACCCCGAGCGGCUGUGAGAUCCGCGGCCGCUGGCGGCUCUUCGCUCCUCAACUGGGAUGAAGCCCCUCGGCCACCCGAGUCUCCAGCCAAUCAAAGAGGCUAACUCUGCCCCUUCUCGGGAAGCGACCAAUGUGAAGAGGCUUAGGAUCCGCCUCCUUCCCAGCUGAGAGCACACAACACAGCAUCCACGUGAGUCAGCUUCUUAAAGGAGAAGGUUCUGCCUUUCUAAUUGCGGCAGCUGUAGGACAUCGCGCGUCAUCAGCGUCACCAGGUGGUGGCUAAGGCCUAGCUUUUUGAGGCCGAGAGACGACAAAUGAAAACAACAGGCUGUUUUUCUAGUCAAAGCAGGUACCUAGAUAGUUAAAACGUACCGUGUAA
Messenger RNA from Hyaena hyaena (striped hyena), 984 nucleotides. RefSeq names its product collagen alpha-1(XXVI) chain-like. The record is from RefSeq and is a predicted model, not a curated record. NCBI's taxonomy places the organism in Eukaryota, Metazoa, Chordata, Mammalia, Carnivora, Hyaenidae. The coding region runs from base 1 to 666 and encodes 221 amino acids. The transcript has 4 exons.